AACGACGUGCUGUUGGAGACAUUGAUCGAGAGCGGGAUGCCGGAUGGCCGUUCGGAGAUGGAGACCUGUCCCCUGGAGAUCUUUCAGUUCUUUCUCUUGUUUCCUCCCGGGGACGAGAAGAUGAGCGAGAGUCACGAC
Molecule: messenger RNA, 138 nt
Organism: Racocetra persica
Lineage: Eukaryota; Fungi; Glomeromycota; Glomeromycetes; Diversisporales; Gigasporaceae
Source: the annotation of a GenBank genome assembly